ACUGUACCAUAACUUUAUGACAGCUGUCAAACUGACAGCUGAAACAGUUAUACACUCUAUUCACUUCUCAAUUUUUCCCCAUCUUUUAAGUCACUGUUAAAAUUUCCCAUUCUCUCUCGCAUCCAACAAUCCCACUUAAAUUGUAUUCCCUCCCUGUCAAUAUCACAGUGAAAGAUAGUAAAAAAUGUAAUGAGAGUUUAUGUAUCUAUACUACACAUCCACCAUAAUAUCCAUUCAGUUUGUGCAUUGACAGAUUGAAGCUCGGUUUUUAUAUUGUGGAACGCCAAGUAGUAGAUUUUUGUGUUGGUUGAAUUCUUUUUUGGACGUGUGAAUUUUUUGUAUUUAUUUAUUCUAAUAAAUAAUAAAGAAAUCCUUUUUAUAGAGAUUAAAAAGUGUGAUAGUGUAAACUCCAUCACUGCCUGGAAAAAAUCCAAAUAUUUUCAUUUCAUUUUGCUUGUAAAUGUACGAGUACUUGUAGUUAACGCCCUGGAAAAAAAUCACUAUUUUCUUCUUUUUUUGUGUUCCAUAAUUCUCCUUCUAUUUUCGCUCAAAUCUAAAAGAAGUGUCAAAUAAUUAAAAUUGAAAUAAUUCUUUUGGAAAAAAAGAAUCUAAAGUGAAUCAAAAAAAGUGACGAAAGGAUUAAAUAAACACAAGAAACAAAACAUCAAUAAAUUUAUUCUCUCGAAAAUAAUGGAGACUUCAUCUACAACAAAAACAACUACCAUGACAACACCAGCCAAAUUAUAUGGCAAGGAUUUAAGUGAAUAUGAUGAAGUUGAUGUAGAUGCAUUGUUGGCCCAAUUAUCACCAGAAGAGAUCAACAUUUUGGCUAAAGAAGUCGAUCCUGAUGACAACUUCCUACCACCAAAUCAACGUUGCAGCUAUGAAUGUAAAAAAGAUCCCACAGGACCAUUGGAUAGGAAGAAGCUGAUCGAACACAUUAACAAAGAGGCCCUUGAAACACCCGAUCUGCCUGAAAUCGAGCCAUUCGUUAAAGGUACAGUUCGUGGCAAAAAAUGGGUCCCACCACCACGAGACGAUCGAGAAUUAGCAGCCGAAGAACAAAUUGCCAUUGAUAUGGGUGAAGAAUAUGAACAUGCUUUAAGUGAUGCCACACAAGAAGAAAUUAUUGAUUUGGCUGCUAUUCUCGGUUUCCAUUCAAUGAUGAAUCAAGAUCAAUACCAUGCCUCACUUUUAAACAAAGGCCAACCAAUUGGUAUGGGCUGGGAUGGUAUUACAAAAUCUACAACACAAAAAUUAUAUCCAAUGGAUCCGCCCAAUACAACAGAUAUUGAAGAAUCUGUUAAGCGAGUUAAAGAUGAUGAUCCUAAAUUGAUUGAACUGAAUUUGAAUAAUAUUAAGAAUAUAUCCGAUGAGAAAUACGAGCAAUUGUUCGCCGCACUGCCCCAAAAUGAACAUCUGGAAGUUUUAUCAUUAACAAAUGUCGGUCUAACCGAUAAAACAGCUCUCUUAUUGGCAGAAGCUAUUGAAAAAAGCAAAACCCUGAGAGUAUUAAAUGUCGAAACAAAUUUCAUUAGUCCCCCAGUGAUUGUGACUUUGGUUAAAUCAUUACUCAAAGCACGUACAAUUGAAGAAUUUAGAGCCUCAAAUCAGCGAUCAACAGUUCUUGGUAAUAAAAUCGAGAUGGAGAUUACGGAUUUAGUGGAAAAGAACACAUCCCUGCUCAGAUUGGGUCUUCAUUUGGAAUUCAAUGAUGCCCGUCACAGAGUUGCCGCCCAUCUGCAGCGCAAUAUCGACAGGAAUGAGCAUGAAUUAAGAAAAGGUAAUUCAUUAUCGAAAACACCAUCACCAACUAGCAGACGCAAAAACUUGCUGUCAAUGCAAAAAGCUAAUUCACCUAAACCAGUUCAUCUUGUAUUAACACCGCAAGAGAGAAUCGAUUCGAAAUCAGAUUUAAUAGCAUCAUUGGUAAGUCAGAAACAAGAUGAUCGUGCUAUAAGAGGCGAGAUUUCAUUGGAAGUUCCUCAAAAUCUUGGAGCUAUUAAAAAACCUGUAACAGAAGUUGCAGAAAAAGUUUCUCCGAUUAAAACUGCAGAGCCUCCAAAACAAGAAGAAGAAAAGAAACCCGACAUCAAGAAUAUCGAAGAAGUAAAAGCAGUUUCUCCGAACCCAAGUGUAGACAAAAAACCCAUAAAAGAAGUUGAAGAAAAAGUUACUCCUGUUAAAACUGAAGAACCUUCAAAACUAGUUGAGGAAAAUAAACCAGUUAUCAAGACUGUCGAAGAAGUUAAAUCAAUUUCUCCAAAACCAAAUGUUGAGGAAAAGCCUUCUUUGAAGGAAACUAAGUCUCCUGAAAAGGAAAGAUCUUCUCCAGUAAAGGCUAAAUUCCCUGUUGAAGAAAGAAUUUCUCCAGUUAAAGCUCAAUCCCCUGUCGGAGAAACAAUUUCUUCGGUUAAAGCUAAAUCCAAUGUCAAGGAGAGAAUUUCUCCCGUCAAAGCUAGGUCCCCUGUUAAAGAAAGAAUUUCUCCAACCAAAACCUACAAAGUUCCACCAACUCCGUACCCAUCACUUGAAGAAUCUUUGCCAAAAUCACCUGGCGAAGAAACAGUUUCUCCAGUUAAGGCCCAAUCCCCUGUAAAAGAAAGAAUUUCUCCCGUUAAGGCUAAAUCUCCGGCCAAAGAAACAAAACCUGAGGCCAAGAUCAUUAAAGUUCCUCCAACCCCCUAUCAAUCGCUUGAUGAACCUUCAACUAAAUCUGAAAAGCCAGCAGUUGAAUUUUCUCAAAUAGCUGAACAAAACGAAGGUGAUGUAACGCCAUUAUUCGAAAAGAAAAUUUCUCCCACUCGCAAGCCAAAGAUCGGUGAACUUCGACACAGUAAUAUCUCACGAGCUAUUGAUAUUGAUUCACCUGAAGCUCUUGAAAUAGAUACUGUCCAAAGACCAGUUGAACUACCUGAGAAAUUGGAAAAAACUGCUGAACCAGAAUCUGCACCUUCUGAACCAGUUACAAUUGAUAGGGAUCGUUUGUCUGAAAGUGUUUCACCAAGUCGCCACUUGGAAGAUAAAAUGACACUUCUUCGAGCUAAAAUUGAUAGUUUUGCUGAAGUGGCUGAUGAAAAAAUGGCAAGUCUUCGAUCGAGAAUCGAUGAUAUUGCUCGAGAGCCGUUAAGUUCGGUCACUGACGAAGUCAAACCACAAAAAGUUCGAAGACCUGCACAGGUUAUACCUCCUUUGGAGUCUUUGACUCAGAUUUCAGAGCCUACUGAAGUAGUGCCAACAACUCUUCCUCCAAGACGUCCUUUGCCUUUGAUUAAAACCCCAAAUUCUGUUGGAAUAACACUUCUUUAUCAGCAGCAAAUUUUUGAAAAACCUUCAAUUACUUUAGGACUUAAAGAUAAAGAUGUAGCUAAAGAAGUUUUUCCACUUUCUGUAUUACCAAAAGUUGAGAGAAUUGCUGAAAAAAUCAAUCCCUUGCCUAGAAUUGAGUCGGUUCCUGAGGUUACUGAGGUUCCUGAGUUGAUAACUGAAAUUGUUUCGACAGUUCCGUCUUCGGAAAACCCUGCUGCUUCGAAUUUGGCAUUGAAGGAAGAAAAAACUACUCCAGAAGUUCAGAAAUUAAUACCUUCUACUCCAGAAACAGCUAAAGAAUUAGACAAACCAGUUUUGGAGAAAGUAAACGAACCUAUUUCUACGGUUUCAGCAAAAGCAAAGACUCCAGAAAUUCAAGCCCCAAUAGAAUCAAUGUUAUUCGAAACCACCAACAUUGAUAAAAUUAGUGAAAAAAUCGAGAAACCACAGGAAGAACUCAAACCUGUUGAGGUUUCUAAGCCUCCUCCAGAACCAAUAAAGCCUGAACCUCCCAAAAUAGAUCGAAGGAUUCUAACCUUAUCUCAACUAACUGUCAAAAAAGGUGAAACUGUCAACAUUGAUCCGAUUAAAACAAUCGAAAAAGAAACCCAAUCUUUACCAAAAGCUUCUCCUUUACUUCGUUUAUCGGUGAAGAAAGCCGAUUCUCAAAAAAUUGAUCCUGUCAAAAUGACAGAAGCUUCAACUCAAUCUAUACCCAAACCAAAUCCCAUGUCUCUACUUUCAAUCAAAAAGGGUGAAAUCAUUGCAAUUGAUCCGAUCAAAAAAUCAGAAAUUUCUACCCAGUUUAUGUUUGAGAUACCUCAAGAUGAAGCAGCUUCUCAAACUAUUGAAGAAGAACCAAUACAAACUUUGGAAGAUACAACUCAAACUCCAUUAAUUUUUUCGUCCCUUGAACAUGAUUAUAUCUUCCCUGGUCUUCGCCGAGUGCCAUAUUUACCUCGACCGAAGAGUAUCAAUAUUGGAGGUGGUGAUAGAGUAGUUGUCAAGCCAUCAUCUAAGCCUAUUAAUGAGGUAUUGAUGUUGCUUUAUCCGGUUCUUCAUGAUCAUAGUAGGCCAGAAACUAAAAGUAAGACCUUCGGACUUGAGGAAGAUUUGAUAAAGGCUCCUGACGUCGAUAACACCAUCAAAGAUCUUGAAGAAACUAUGCAGAAAGCAACUGAAGUAUCAAAAUCGAUUUUGACAGCUCCACCAACACUUGAAAAAGAGCCAGAAAAAGUUAAAGAAGAGCCACAGAAAAUCAUGGAAGAAGUAAGUGAAUCAGUUAGAACUGAGAUAGAAAUUCCCUUAGCAGAAGGGCCCAAACCUUCAGUUGCUGCUGAAGCUCGAUUUGAAACAAAAUUCACAGCUGUUGAAAAAGUUUCUGCUAUAUCACGAACUACUAUUGAAAGUGAAGAACAUGUUAAGUUUAUUGAUAAAGCUUACAAAUCUAUUGCAGAAGUUUCAACUUCAGAAAGGGAUAGAGCUACAACAACUUCUAUAAAAUCAGCAAAUAUGUGGCAAUCUUUAUCUAGCAAUCUUAUUAGAGCAUCUGAACAGACACUUCUUGAUCUAUCAAAAGCUGCUGAAAUGGGAGAAGGUGUCUCAACAUCGAACCGAACUAAAAUCGGAAAGGUUUCUGUAUAUUCUUCAAUUGAAGAUCUAUCACGAUCAAAGUUUUCUGAUCGUCAUUUAGGAACUUUAAUCAAAACUGUUGAAACAACAUCAGUCUAUUCGUCUAUGGAAGAUAUUCCAUACACAAAGUACUCUGAUCGAUACAAGGAUGGCAAAGCAGUUGUUAGCACUGCUUCGGUUUACUCUUCUACCGAAGAUCUUCCUCAGUCUUCAGGCGGUUCAAAAUACAGCCUUGACGUAUCGAAACCAAUAGCAAAAUCAACUGUCUAUUCUUCAAUGGAAGAUCUAACUGAUACUUCAUAUAGCAAAUACUCUGAUCGCUAUUCAGCUUCUCAUUACACCAUCGACUUACCUAAGCCAGUAGAAAAACCUAGAGAAAAACUAUCCCUGCUUCCAAGAAGUAAAUUUUCUGAUCGCUACAAAGAUGAUCAUUCUAGAUCGAUUGAUACACAUCCUCCAGAGAAAUUCCCAUCUUCUUAUGAUCUUUCUCAAGCUUCUGCAAUGAUUGAUAAAUCCUAUUAUAAAUCUUCAACUUUAGCUGAUCAUUCAGCAUCCCGUUCCCAUUACAAAUCUACUGAAGAACUUCUUCAACGAUCGAAGAUCACUGAUCGUAGCGCACAUGAAUCUCACAAAUAUCAAGAUUCUUCCCUUCAAACUUCUAUUCAAUCAUCGAUUUCUCGAAAUCAAUCAGCCUUAAGGCCUUAUACUUAUGUACCAUCAACGGCUCAUAGCCAUUUGUCAAUUGAUCAUGUCUUGAACAGGCCUGCAUCACCUUCAACUCACACUACCACUUUGCAGUUGAAUAUAUCUCCAUCUGGUAUCAGUGAACUACCAUCAACUUCUAGAGUAGCUUCAAGAUACUCAAACAGGGACAUAAUUGACAAACCAAUGAUAAAAAUCUCUCGAGUUCGAGAUGAUCCUAGAUCGUUUAGAAUUUCUCCAAUCGAAAAGAGAUCAUCAAGACCAACGAAAAAUCUUCUAUCACCAUAUCAAUAUCAAGUUUCUGACCCAACCGAUGAUGAAGAUGAAUCAUUAACAAUUGAAGAAUCAUCUCAGCCAACAACGCUUGAUACAUUAUCAUCAUCUGCUUCAACUACAACUGCAACUGAUGCUAUUGACCCAUCUCCGAAAAAACGAAUCAAUAUCAUGGAUACAAUUAAAGCGUUAAAGAAUCGUGUUCGUGAUGUUAUAACAACUGAAGAUCGUUUCACUGAAAGUCAUCGCUUGCCAUCAUCUUCAUCGACAAACACUUCAUCAUCUUCUAAUACAAGACGAGGGUCACGUAGCACUGGUGUAAGAUCGAAAAUUCCACGUGGCAACGAUGAGAAAGAAAUUUAAAACAAAUAAUAAAUCAGUGUUUUGACGAGAAAUGUGAAUUUCGAACUUAUAUUUUGUUACACUAGAUUUCUUUCUCUAAAGCUGAGUUCAUUUCAUUUCAAAAACUUUUAACUG
Molecule: messenger RNA, 6393 nt
Organism: Episyrphus balteatus (marmalade hoverfly)
Lineage: Eukaryota; Metazoa; Arthropoda; Insecta; Diptera; Syrphidae
Gene: tmod
Product: tropomodulin
Exons: 7
Coding region: 691-6279 (1862 amino acids)
Biological process (GO): pointed-end actin filament capping; myofibril assembly
Cellular component (GO): myofibril
Molecular function (GO): tropomyosin binding
Source: RefSeq, a predicted model, not a curated record